AUGAACUGCAGUGCGAAGUGGUUGCAUGGUGGACUCCCGCCCCUCCGCGGGGCGGGGCGGGUCGCCGGGGUCCAGGCUGCGGAGUGCGCGGCGCUGUGUGCAUCGCGGGUCCAGGCGGGAACGGCUCUCCGCUCGGCCCCCGCGGUCCGUUUGGAAGGCCUGGGGACACGCAGCUCCGGAGCUCCAGUUUACCGGCAGACAGAGGUGCUGUUGCCGCAGGAGGUCGAACGGCGCCGGGCUCUGGAGCCUCCUUCUUCCAGUCGUGGUCGGGAGGCUGGUUGUCAUCGUGCCGCCCUGCAGGGCGGGGAGCGAACUCCAUCGUGCCCUCGCCCGUGGAGCCCGCCGCCGCGCCCGCGGGACUGCCCCGUGUCCCUCCAGAGGGCGCCGCUGUGCGGGAGCCUGGCGCUUCCCCGAGUCAGCGUUCCCCGGCGGCGGGGACGGGGCCGGCCCCUGCGGGUGCCCAGGGGAGCCCGCUGUGACCUCGCGAGCCGGUCUCUCUCCUGCUCGCCCCUUCGGGGGAGGCCGCUCUUCCCGGGCGCACGGCUUACUUUCCCAGUACUUAUGAAGCGAUCACCAUGUGACCAGGAGUCCCAGGCAAGUCCGGCCUGGCCCCAGCACACGGAGGACGGGACACAGGACUUGCUCAUCGCUGAGACAGUGCCCGACACCCACAGGAUAGAGGAGAGAUUGGGCUUCCUCCAUGAAAUGCCGCCGUGGUCCCCCAUGCCAUGUGAAGGGCUCCACUACCUCCAUCUCCUCAGAGUCAGACGAUGAGAGCGAAAGAUAAAGGCAGGAGUUUAUGAACUGGGCUGUAGAGUAAUGAAUGAAUAGUGCAACAAUCAGCACCCCUUCUCCCGGAGGAAACCAGUCUCCUGAGUGUGGUGUCACGCCUGAAACUUUACAACGUAUGUUUUCUGGAGCGACACUUAGCCUUACCUGCAUUUAUGUAAAUGCUAUGGGUACCUUAAGAUCUUAUCUGCAAAUCCUAUUUUUUGCUCCCAGUAUUCAUCAUUGUGAGAUUUAUCCUUGAUACGUGAAGCUCUUUUUGAUCUAACUUCACUGCUGUGUACUUUCCCACUACAUGGCUGUAGGAUGGUUUGUCUUGUCUGCUUUGAUGGCCUUGGAUGUUCAUUCAGUAAAUAUUACCCAAUCACCUAAUCUGCAAGUUAUUGUUGUAGGCUCUGGGGCAUGACACAGUGAAUAAAAAUUGGAAUACCACUGCCAUCGUGGAGCUUACAUUGCAGAGGUGAGAACACAGUGGAAAAAUAAGCAGAAUACAGAAAAUGGUAGAUGGAGGUUGAUGUCGAUGGAGAACAGCCAAGCCGGGAAAGGGGCUGGAGCAGUGGCUGUGAUUUUUAAGUGUGGGAAUCAGGGAAGACCUCACUGAGAAGGUGAUCUCUGAGCAAAGACCCCCAAGGUAGGGAGGAAACCAGCCAUGCAGAUACCUGGAUGAACACUGCAGGACAAAGGCCCUGAGAAAGAUGUGGUUGGAGCAGAGGCCGAGGGAGAGAACAAAAGGAGCUUGGUGAGGCAGGGCCUAGUGGAAGGACUCAGCAGAGAAGGAACAGACUCUGCCAUUGUUUUAAAACAAGCACCCGCUGCUGAGGGGAGAACAGAUUAUGGACCAUCUCAAUUUUUGCUACUACAAAUGAUGUUCCUAUGAGUCUACAGGUCUCCUAUGGACAUGCAGAUUCCAUAGGAGUCCUGGAAAACCCUCAGAGAGGGACUGAUGGGUCAAGUGUAAAUACAUGAUGAAUAUAUGUCUAGUACCUGUAGAAAUGUUGCCCUGUUUCCAAAUGGGUCACACCUUUUUACAUUCCCGCUAGUGUAGGGGUUCCACUUGCUUCAUGUCUUCACCAGUGCUUAGUGCUGUGAGAUUUCUGUUUCUGCCAAAUGCAUGAGGCUAUUUUCACUGUAAUACACAUACACUUCUCUUAACUAGACUCAGUGUCUUUUCCUCUGUUUUGUGUUUCACUUUUUUUCUUUCCCUGGAAAAAAAUUUUCAUAUCAUCCUUUACACAUUUUCUAUUUGGUUGUUUAUCUUUCUCUUACUAGUUUAUAAAAGUAACAUAUAAAAUUAACAUUGCUCUUUUAAUGGUUGUACAUCCUUUCCUAGUUGAUUUGCUGCUCAUCUCAUCAGUACCAUCUUUUGACAAAUAGGAUUAUAUUUUUUAAUGCUUUUUCUUUCAUACCUUGUUUCCUUAAUCAUGUAAUUGUGAUAUAAUUGACAUAUAAUCAGCAGUGUAAACUGCAAAGUUUCAUAAGUUUUGACAUUUAAACAUGUAAAAACAUCACCAAAACCAAGAAAAUGCACAUAUCAGUCACCCCUGUUUCUUUCUGAAGUCCUUCCUUCCUGUCAGCACACUGCUCCUUGACCCCACUAAAGGACAACCAGUCUGCUCUCUAUAUAGGUUAGUUUGAUUUUUCUAUACAUACUUUUAUAUAAGUAAAAUACACUACUAUGUUCUGUUUUGUUUGGCUUUUGCUCAGGAUAAUUAAGAGAUUUACCCAUGUUUUUUAGUGUAUCAAUAGGACAUUCUUUUUAUUGCUGAGAAAUAUUCCUUUUUACAGAUUGUGUCAUCUACUUCUCUGUUGAUGACAUUUGGGCUUAGGGAAUGUUACAAAUAAAACCACUAUGAAUGUUCCAAUUCAAGUCUUUGAAUGAACAGAUAUUUCCUUAACUUUUAGAUAAAUACCUGUGAGUAAAAUAGGCAAAAGCAUAUGGUAGGGAAAAUUUCAGCAUUUUUAAGAAACUGCCAAAUUGUCUUCCAAACUUGAUGAAUCAUUUUACUCCCCCUGCCAACCAAUGUAUACAUGAUUGUAAUUCCUCCACAGCCUUGUCAGCACUCAGUAUAGUUGGUCUUUUAUUUUCCCAUUCUAAUAGGUGUGUAUUGGUAUCUCACCAUGAUUUUAAUUUGCACUUCUCUAGUUCUAAUGCUGUUAAACAACUUUUCCUGUGCUUAUUUUCAUUUGCCUAUCUUAUUUGGUGAAAUGUCUAUUCAAAUUUUUGCCCAUUUUUAUAUAUUUUUUUAAUCAUCUCUAUCAGGUGAUUUUGCUUUGCAAAUAUUUUCUCCCAGUGCAUGCUUCUUUUCAUUAUCUUAAGCGUAUCUAUUGAAGUUUUUAAUUGGGAUGAAGUACAAUACAUUUUUUCUCUUAUGGACUGUAUUUCUGGUGACAUAUCUCAGGAAUCUUUGCUUAACCCAAGCUCACAAACAUUGUCCUGCUUUUACUAAUUUUUCUAAUUGUAGAUUAUGUAGUUAGAUCUAUUUAAGUGAAAAUUUUAUAUGAUAUAAGAAUUAAAGUUUAGAUAGAUGAUUAAUAGAUUACUAUUUCUUUCCGUACCCUUUGUUGAAAAGGUUGUCUUUUAUCCACUACACUGUGUUACCUUGUGUAACUGUCAAGUCAUCAGUUGUCCAGACAUGCAUGGUUUUAUUUGUGGAAUGUAUGAUCAGUUCUAUUGUUGUAUUUGUCUAUCUUUACAUAAGUACCAUACUAUAUUGAUUACUGUAGUUUUAUAAUAAUUCCCAAAAUCGAGUAGUGUUAACUUUCCAACUUUGUUCUUCUAAGUUGGUUAUUCUUGGCCCUUUGUAUUUUCAUGAUUACAUCUGUACAAAUCCAGGC
Chinchilla lanigera (long-tailed chinchilla) is the source of this 3621-nucleotide messenger RNA. RefSeq lists its product as uncharacterized. The record is from RefSeq and is a predicted model, not a curated record. NCBI's taxonomy places the organism in Eukaryota, Metazoa, Chordata, Mammalia, Rodentia, Chinchillidae. The transcript has 3 exons. Bases 1 to 774 code for a protein of 257 amino acids.